AUGGAGGGCUGCACUGACUGUUUUACUACCAUCUCAACCUCCUGCCUCGAGAACGAUGAGACGCUGGUUUUUGAACUGAAGGAUGAAGACGGGUAUGGUCGAAUGCACCGGUCUUCCGGAAUGUUUAUCGACACAAUUCUGGACCCAAUUCAUGGAGACCAUUUCUUAAAGUUCCCCGCGAGAAAUAGCAUUGACUUUUCUAUUGAAUUACAAAAACGAGUUCCCCCUCAUACAGUGUUUCUUCUGAACUGUACCAAUCCGGAUGCUUUCCAACACGUUCUACGUACUAUACAAAGCUCCCAGGACGCUGACCGAUUUGCACCUCUCGUCGCGCUCCCUCAGUUAAUGUGUGACAACGAGUCAUAUACGUGGACUUGGACAGCACCGGCAGAUUGUUCGCCUAUAGGCUUGUCCGGAUUGCCUAAUUACGUGUACUUCAUAUCGUACUCUGAGCAUGAAAAGCGUUUUCGUGUCCUUGCUCGUUUUCGCUUUUUUGUUUGUAGCGAAGUUAUCGAAACUCCUACGAUCAGUCCGAUGCCCCCCUUUUCCUCUAGUGAAUUAUUAUGCACUUCUCCUCUCUCACCAGGAUCUCCCUCCUCUCUCAACUCUGAAUUAUUGCCCUCUUCAGGUCAUCAACUACAACGUUUGCCGAGCACAGCCAGUCAGAAACCUAGCACAAAACUGGUGCAUUCAGCCACUAUAGUGCUACCCGAUGAUCCAGAGGACAGCCCGGGAUUUCGCUCCAUUCUCCGCGAGCUGGGCAGGAAAACCGAGUGUUUUCGCGGUGAUGUGAAAAAGUUGCUCAAAAGAAUUCAGGAACUGAGUGAAGCUUUUGAGUUUAUUGCUGGAGCACUUGGCCGAUUUAUGGAAUCAGUGCUCACUGCUUCUGCUACAUGUCCUGCAGCUUUUCAGCCGCUUGUGGAGACAUAUGUAGCACCCUCUUUGCAGCAUCAAAUCCGAUUAUUUAAAUCUACAUGUUCAGACCUCAUUCACUAUGUAUUUGAACCUCUGGAGAGAAUAUACGUCAACGAUUUGAAGCUUGCAACCGUAAAACGCAUUGAAUUUGAGGAAUUUAGUAAGAACUACUAUACCUCUCUUUCUCGUUAUUUGGCAAAUAAAACCACUGACAUGGCAAAAGAUGAAUCGAAAUAUCUCGUGAAGAAGAAAGAUUUUGAGCUGAGGCGUUUUGACUACUAUUGUUACAUUCAAGAUUUGCAUGAUGGACCUAAAACUCAAGACAUUUUGGCCAUAUUCACUAGCUAUUUUUACCAGCAACAUGAAAAGUGGGUUCACUCCUCGGAAAGCAUUGACAGUUUACAUGCACAAUUGGACGGUGUGCGGAAUGGCCUGGCAGACUUAACGCUGGGAUUAAAUGAUUUGAGUAAAAAACGCGAAUCUAGGCGUCGCAAAAUUAUACUCGAAACAACGGUUGAAAGUCCCAUCCGAGAAAAAACAAACGAAAAGCCUAUAAAACAAUCGUUCCCACCCGGUGGUCUCGGUCUCUAUCGCCAUCAAAGUGUGGGUGCUGCUUCGAAUUUGUCUGAUAAGUCUAGUUUGUACACCCCGAGUUCGCCUGCAAAAGAUGGGAAUGCCAUUAUUAAAGAAGGACUCUUGCUCGCACUUUCCAAACCUACCUCCCACACUGAAGUGUCGAUGGUAGGCAAAACUAGCUGGCACAAAUAUUGGGUUGUGCUUCAGCGAGGAAAGCUCGCCGAAUACGUAAACUGGAAGCAAAAGUCUCUAAGUCUGCACAACGAACCAAUAUCCCUUGCAUAUGCUUGCGUAAAAAAGGCAGAAAGCACAGAUCGUCGCUUUUGUUUUGAGGUCAUUACACCUAAAUUUAAGCGUGUUUAUCAAGCAACCUCUGAAAGUGAGCUUCACUCAUGGAUGCGUGUUUUACAGGAAACUAUAAAGGCUAACAUACUGUCUGGUGUCAACCAAGAGCGUACCGAAUUUGUUUCUAAAGGUCGACCUCGAGGUAUGCGUCCAGUGUCUAUGUUCAGCGAGUCUAUACAACAGCAUCCAAAAUCACGAAAGUCACCAGCAGCAGUGCUACGAAAGGCGUUUAGUGGUCGCAAGAAUUCUUCAUGGGGCUUUCGUGAGAUUUUCCGACCAGAACCUGAGCGGAUACCAUCCAUGAAUUUGGAAAAACUGCAUGAGAGCUCGAAAAUCUUCAUUUCAAUGUUAUGUAAAAGUGACCCAGAAAACUUGCACUGUGCUGAUUGUGGCUCUUCGUCAGAUGUCACUUGGUGUGCCAUCAAUUACCCCGUCAUCUUGUGCAUCGAAUGCAGUGGUAUACAUCGUUCUCUAGGUACCCACAUUUCCAAGGUUCGAUCACUGCUUCUGGAUUCGCUAUCCCAGCAGCUGAAGCAAUUAUUGUGCAAGGUGGGCAAUACAAACGUGAAUGCUGUUUGGGAGGCUCGCGUGCACGAAUCAGACUUAAAAAAGCCUUCUUCACGCAGCGCAAGCAUUGAUAAGCAGGCGUUUAUCAAGAAAAAGUAUUCAGAGCGCGGAUUUCUGGAUAUUGGCAACGUUGAUGCCAAAGCACAAUUAGUCGAAGGUAUUCGGACGAAUAAUAUUCGUAUGAUACUGACUGCACUUGCCGCGAAACCGAAUUUCAGCAGAGAUUCUUGCGAUUUCUUGGCUGUUAUUAAGCCAGACACUUCUCAGCUUUAUUUACUAGAGCUUUUGCUUGCAAAUGGACUUGUCAUUCCACCGGAAAGCAAAUUAACAGGGCUCGUUAGUCCAGAGGUGCAGGCAUUCAUACGGCUCAAGCGUCCAUCUGGACAGUAA
This is a messenger RNA of Schizosaccharomyces japonicus yFS275, 2793 nucleotides long. RefSeq names its product centaurin ADOP ribosylation factor GTPase activating protein family. Gene Ontology annotation, molecular function: GTPase activator activity. The record is from RefSeq and is a predicted model, not a curated record. Gene Ontology annotation, cellular component: cytoplasm. The transcript has 3 exons. NCBI's taxonomy places the organism in Eukaryota, Fungi, Ascomycota, Schizosaccharomycetes, Schizosaccharomycetales, Schizosaccharomycetaceae. Bases 1 to 2793 code for a protein of 930 amino acids.